AUGAAGUCUUCUAUUGGUAUCAAUGCAGAAUUCGUAAAUCGAAAAACACCCAAGGAUGAUGCGACUUUUCAGUUGGAUGCAAAAGAAGCAGUCGGCUCUGCUUGUGAACCAGAAAACAAUUCUGCUUGUGAAAUCACAAGAGAAAUUAGUGAAGUUGAUAAUGAUUCUGAAGGAAAGCCCACAAAUGAUACAGAGAGGUCUCAGCAAUUAGUGGAUCAAUUGAAUAGGCUAGAACUAUCAGUAGAGCCGGAAUCUUCUAGGGUUUCCUCGUCUAAUACAAGUUCUGGAGGAUCGUCUUCAGUGAGUUUAGCACCUAAAUGGAUUUAUGGCACAACAUUUCCUCUUUUAAAUGCGUCAAGAAAUAAUUAUUCGUCGUCGGGCUUGUGUUUAAGUGAGAGAGGACAAGUUGCCGUUGCGCAGCCUGAGCUAAUUCAGAAUUUCUUAUUGCCAACCACAAGUAUGUUGCAAGAAAAGAUUGUUGGAUACAGGGAAAGUAUCGGAAACAUAUUAUCUCAGGAUAUAACUGAUGUGAAUGAUUUUGCGAACCCUUUGCUUGUAAUUACAGGUCCUAGUUUCAUUACUAAUGCUAAUCAAGUGAAGGCAUGUGCGAAAUGGGUGGGCACAAUGAAUGGUAAAGAAUUUCAUGAUAUGCCCACUGGAAUCUUACCUGGCAAUGUAUUAGGCUUAUAUCAAAGUUCCAAUAAACUGAAACUCAAAAAUAUAUUAUUGUCUUUGAGAACGAAUUUAACGAAGUACAACCAUGGUUACAAUGAUCCAUCGUUUUUAAGAGGCACCAAUUCAAUCAUGACGUACGAAAUUGAACAGGGAAUUCCAAUAUGUAGAGCAUUACUUUGUGAGUUAGCAGAGAUUUGUCCUAUAGUUGGCGAGACUUCUGACACCAUUACACCUCAGUAUUUCUCAGACUUAUUCUGUUUAGGUAUUUUGAGCAGUAGAUUGAGUGAAUCACAGCUACAUCGAGAGCUUGUAUCUGGUGCAUCAUAUGCGGUGGGAUUCCACACUCUGGAUGCUACAAGUUGUUUUGAUAAAGAGUAUUAUACUCAUAAAAUUACUUCGGCCUUGGAUGCAAUGUAUGCUUCUUCCAAUCCUCAUCAAUUUUUAUCUGUUACUAAAGUUGGAACCGUUGCAGUCGUCGGGACGAUUGGUAAUGAUGAGACGUUUAUAAUAUUACAGAUAAACCUUGAGUUGGACUACACUGAAAUCGAACAUAUUAUCGAACAGGUACACAAUUAUUCGAAGUUAAAUAUUACAAAACCAAAGAUUAUGCUAGAUGUUGGGAAAAUAUCCAAUAAAGAAUAUCAAUUGAAAAUGAGUCUAUUACGUCAACUUCUAGUUCUGAAUAUCGAUUUAAAAUAUAAGAUAAUAGGUGUUAUUAUUGAUAGUGGCAACAACUAUAUUUCAGAUCGUUAUACAAUUGAUUUGAAUGAAGAAUCCUAUAACACAGACUAUGGGGUUUAUAGAAAAACAAACGAUAAUGAUAACUCUGAGAGCAUCAUGAACCAUCAGAUGUUGAUUGGCUUGAAUAAUUAUUUUGUCAAAAAUAGGAUGCACGAUAGUAUAUCAUCUUCACAACAAUCCCAUAGAGAGGAGUUAUCAAAUUCAGUUCCCGAAUUUGACCCAUCGUUAAUAAACUUGGAUAAUGAAUACGAAUAUUUUAUUAAUGCAGAUAAAUUCAUCCAGGAAUUAGACGACAUAAGUGGUCUAAGAAUCAAUUCUUGA
Molecule: messenger RNA, 1737 nt
Organism: Debaryomyces fabryi
Lineage: Eukaryota; Fungi; Ascomycota; Pichiomycetes; Serinales; Debaryomycetaceae
Exons: 1
Coding region: 1-1737 (578 amino acids)
Biological process (GO): aromatic amino acid biosynthetic process
Cellular component (GO): cytoplasm
Molecular function (GO): 3-deoxy-7-phosphoheptulonate synthase activity
Source: RefSeq, a predicted model, not a curated record